CAGAAAACACGUGAGCAUGCGCAGUGCUUCCUCUCAGAAAACACGUGUUGCAGUCAGCAGCAGCAGUAGUUGAGCUGCAGGUGUUUGUCCUCCGUGAAGCUUUCGCCGAGAGGACCUGAUCUGAUCUGAUCAAAUCAAAUCUCUAACAUCAUGACUGAAGCUGAAAUCAAUCCCAAGGCCUACCCUUUGGCUGAUGCCACUCUGACUAAAACUAUACUGGACCUGGUGCAGCAGGCAUCCAACUACAAGCAGCUGCGCAAAGGAGCAAACGAGGCUACUAAAACGCUGAACCGUGGAAUUUCUGAGUUCAUCGUUAUGGCCGCUGACGCUGAGCCACUGGAGAUUAUUCUACACCUUCCAUUACUGUGCGAGGACAAAAAUGUGCCUUACGUCUUUGUGAGGUCCAAGCAAGCUCUUGGACGAGCUUGUGGUGUCUCGAGACCAGUUGUUGCCACAUCAGUGACUAUUAAGGAAGGAUCACAGCUGAAACCUCAGAUCCAGUCUCUGCAGCUGGCCAUUGAGAGACUCUUAGUUUGAGCCUGUUGUCAUGUACUUAAAAAAAAAAAAAGUCAGGUUAAUUUUUGUGUGUGUGUUUUGUUUAGCUUCUGUACUCUUUUUCUAUAGUCCUCAUGAUUAAGUAUCCUUCUUUUGCUAUGAGUAGGAUUAGGGACAGAAAUAUGACUGCAAUUUGUUAUUGAGAUCAGGACAAUUUUGUUUGAUUUGCAUUUCAUUAGUAGCUGCUGUCAUGCUCUUAAAUAUGACAUUUACUCCUGGUUUUUUUUUUCUACAACCUUUAUCUUGGGGACUUUUAAUAUGGAAAAAAAUAAUUUUUUAGAAAUGUGAUUACUGUUCUUUUUUUGUGAGGGCUUAUUCUCGGCUCGGCAGUGAUGAUGAAACUAAGCAUCUACGUUUCUGUGUACACAUCACUGCUGUGCUUGAUCGACUUCUACACACACCAUCUUUAGGUAAUAAUUGAAUACCAACAGGAUGUAAAUAUUUUUAAAUAGGAUUUACAAACAGUAUUCAUACCAUCAUAUGUGUGAAUAAGAAGUAACCAGACAAAUCAACACCAUUUGUUCAUCUUCAGUAACUGACUUAUCCUGAUCAGUGUGGUAUUGAAGCACAUCCUGGGAAUACUGGAUACAAGGCAGGAGUACAUUCUGGAUGGGAAGUCAGUCUAUCAUGGGGAACCAUCUGCACACACACACUCAAUUUAUUAUAGCCAGUCCACCUACUGGAUUGUUUUUGGGAGAUGAGAAGAAACCAGAGUGCCGAGAGGAAACGCAUGUAGAGAACAGGUGAAACUCCUCCAUACAGGAUCCUGGGGCUCUGAGGUGACAAUAUAACCUGCUGUGUCAGCUGCAACAAUGCAAAAAUUAGAAAAACUUUUUUUUUUUGGGGGGGGGGGGGUAAAUUUAUAUUAAUUCCACUUUAGGGACCUAAGACAGUUCCAACCCCCCAGCAUUAUCAUGUUCAAAAUUUUGACAAGACUUGAAAAAACGAGAGAGGAGAGCAUUCUGAUUUUUCUCUGCAAUUAAAAUGUCAAACGUUACAA
Messenger RNA from Neoarius graeffei (lesser salmon catfish), 1555 nucleotides. RefSeq names its product SNU13 homolog, small nuclear ribonucleoprotein b (U4/U6.U5) (gene snu13b). The transcript is spliced from 4 exons. Gene Ontology annotation, cellular component: precatalytic spliceosome; small-subunit processome; nucleolus. The coding region runs from base 151 to 537 and encodes 128 amino acids. NCBI's taxonomy places the organism in Eukaryota, Metazoa, Chordata, Actinopteri, Siluriformes, Ariidae. The record is from RefSeq and is a predicted model, not a curated record. Gene Ontology annotation, molecular function: RNA binding. Gene Ontology annotation, biological process: ribosome biogenesis; maturation of SSU-rRNA; mRNA splicing, via spliceosome.